Molecule: messenger RNA, 3261 nt
Organism: Ruditapes philippinarum (Manila clam)
Lineage: Eukaryota; Metazoa; Mollusca; Bivalvia; Venerida; Veneridae
Product: dnaJ homolog subfamily C member 11-like
Exons: 17
Coding region: 66-1784 (572 amino acids)
Biological process (GO): cristae formation
Source: RefSeq, a predicted model, not a curated record
CAAUUUUCCCCGAUAUUUCAGUCACAGUCGUGGUUAAUCGUCAAUAUAUUAGCCAACUGUAAAAGAUGGCUGCGCCCUUGCAAGAAGACGAUGACGAAAUUUUGAAGGACGAUUAUUACUCUCUUUUGAACAUUUCAAGACAGGCGACCAAGAAUGAGGUGAAUCAGGCAUAUAAACAACUGAGCAAAAUCUACCAUCCAGACAAGCACCAGGAUCCUGUAAAGAAGAAAAAUGCAGAACUUCUCUUUAGUAAACUUAAAAAAGCACACGAAGUGCUGGUUGAUGAACAUAAGAGAGUUAUAUAUGACUUGUAUGGGGAGAAAGGACUAGAAACGUAUGGUUUGGAGGUUGUGUCUAGAACAAAGACUCCGAGUGAGAUUAUAGCCGAGUAUGAAAGGUUUCAACAAGAGCAGGAGGAAAGAAGGCUACAACAAUUUACUAACCCUAAAACAAAUGCUGUAAUAGUUGUGAAUGCCUGUGAACUGUUCGAGUCAUAUGAUGAUGGUGAAGAUGAUGAUUAUGGAAUGAUGGAAAGGAUCCCCAGUAUAGGUAUCAGUUCAAUGAAUGUAAGUCAGUCAGUUGAUUGCCCUUUAACUAGUCAGAACACUGCUAUACUGCGCUGGAAUCUUGCCAGCGAGAAUGGAAAUGGUUCUGGGAUAUUUGCUGUAACUUGGAAGAGACUUUUGUCUAGUAGAGGCUCAGUAGAAGUGGAAACAAGUUUCGGUUCCAGAUCAGGGGUAUCUUUCAGGUUCUCACGGCAUUUCUUUAAAAGUUUAAUAUUUAACUUCAACACAAAUUUGAAAGUAUCAGAAAGGGGUAUUAAACCAUCUGUCAACACUGGUUUGAGUUACACUUUCGACAGAUACUGGCAAGGAAGGAUACGAUGGAAUAUUUUAGCACCGUCAAACCUUAAAACAUUAUUAGUUUACCACUCAGAAACCCAACAGGUGCUCUUUGAAGUUAAUUUAGGUAUUCAGUACAGUUAUAUAUAUACAUCAUACACCAAAAAGUUCAAAGAACACGAUGUUUCAACAACAGUUAGCUUAAAAGCAGGGACAUUUGGUGCAGUAAUAGAGUAUGGUAUAGAGAAAAAAGUGACAGCAUUUAGUAAUCUAGGAGCAACAAUGUCUGUUGGAUAUCCUACUGGAGUUACAAUUGCUCUUAAGUUAGAUAGAGGUAGUCAUACUAUGUUAAUGCCUAUAAAGUUAUCAGAUGAGGUGAUACCAAGCUCUAUAUUGUACGGUACAAUCAUUCCUAUAGUUACUUACUUUGCUGUAAAGAAAUUAAUUGUUGAUCCUUUCCUGUCCGGACAAAAAGAAAAAGAAUUGGUGAGAAAGAAGCAGGAACAGAAAGAGAAAAUACAACAGAGAAAGCGGGAAGCACAAGCUUUGAUAGAGCUUAUGAAGGAAUCUGUUGAUAGGAAUAUAGAAGUUGAAGAAAGAAGGAAUGGUUUAAUUAUAAUAACAGCCAUAUAUGGAAAACUCUCAUCCUCCACUGAUGAAGACCUACAAACAGAAGAUUGUAUAGAUGUGACUGUACCAUUACAAGCUCUAGUCAAAGAUUCAAACCUGAUAACUCCUGAAAAAACAUCCAAGAGUGAUAUCCCAGGAUUCUAUGACCCAUGUAUAGGAGAAGAGAAGAAGUUGUAUAUAAAAUACAAGUUUAGGAAGACGAUUCAUCAUACAACUGUAGAUGACAUGGAGAAAGUUAGAAUACCACAACAAAGACAUUUAAUGCGUGAAGAAGAUUUACCUCCCUUUAUAAAUGAGCCAGAUGAGACGUGAUGCAGGACGUGGAUGUGUAGCUAGAUAGAGUGGUUGUAAUCUGUUACUGUUUUAACAAUUCACAGUGUGCCAGACCAAACAUCACCAUAUACGUGUUGUCAUACAGCAGGAAAAUAAUAUCUUGUUCCCAUAGUUUCACUCUUGGGGACACCGAGCUUAAAUAGACUUUCAUAGUAAAUCACAUUUAAGUCUUCCUGUGCGAGAUUAAAACACCCAUAGCUCAUUCAUAGAAAUUUUUUCUGAGUUUCUAUUCUGCUUUCAAAAUGAUUUUAGUUAUGUGAUACUAUAAACACUGAAAGUUAAAAGGAAUGAGAAACAUAUCUAUAUAAUACUGUGUGUUUGUAACGUUUCUUUUUGUUGGAUAAUCAUGAGGUCUAUAUAGUUUGAUAUACACGGCUGCUGUCAAUUUAUGAAGAAAUCAUAUAUUGUUCCUGUAAAAAGGAAAUUUGCUGUAUUAUAAAUUUGUUAUAAAGAUUUUUGACAGGUUAUAUGGCUGUAUAUAAACAGCUGUUUGCAAUAUAACCCUGCCGUAGCAGCUUGGGAUAUAUUUAUAUACAGAUAACCAUUUAUAUCGGGCCAUAUAACCUGUCAAAAAUCUUUAUAACUAAUAAUAUUUAUAGAGGGUGGAAAUUUUAUCAGCAUACUUGAUAGUUAUUUAUUGCGAAUAGUGAAGUACAGUCAAACCUGUUGAAACCAAGCAAUACAAUUAGUCAUAUCUGUUUGAGAUUUUAUAACUUUUCUAUAUGCUAACCAAGCAAAGCAGAACUGAUUUUAUGAUUUUACAUAUGUUGAAAGAAUUUGUACAGUUGACCCUUCCUGUAACCAGUUAUAAUACAUAUGCUAUUAUUUAUAACUUUUAAUAGAAUUUAUUAUCAAAAUACAUGGUAAAACAUGUAAUAAAUGUAAUGUCGUGUCGAUUAUAGAAGGGCACUGCUUGAUUUUUUCAGUAAUUUUGACCUAGCCUGACAUUUUUUGUUUUGUUUUCUCAAAAAUUGUUGCAAAAUUAUACCUAGUGAAAACCUAGUGAAAACCCCAAGUGACAAAGCAUACUUAAAACUAUAUCAUGGUUUUUGAUUGUAUUAGAAUUUUUUCUAUGACCAAGUCUCCUUUCUUAGAAAUUUUGAAGUUUGACUUCUAAGAUGUUUGCAUAAUAAUAUAUGCAUGAAUGUAUUGUAGGCAAAGGGAGUUUUGCUAGCAUAAAAGGUUUAUUAAAAGUCCUGUAUUAGACAAUGUACAGACUCCAGUAUAGAAUAUAUUUUCAGUAUUUUAAAUGUAUAUCAUGUAUAUACAUCGAGGGUUGACUGCAAAACUGCAAUAACUUAUAUAACAUAAAUAAGGACUUACAACAGUUUUGCAGUCAACCCUCGACAUGUAAUGUGUGCAGACUUUGAUGCAAUUUUUUGAUAAAAACUAGUUUAAUAAAAAUUUGUCUAAGUGUUGCAUAUUUUACUUGUAUUAAACUUUUUAUAGAAAUUGA